AUGUCAAGAAUACUACAAUCACAAGUAGGUGAUAAACUAAAGGUACAUAUACUAGGGGCUGGUUCAAUAGGUUCGCUUAUAGCACAUGAUUUGAAACAACAAUAUAAAGAUCAAAUUUCACCCAUACUAUUACUACGUCCUAAUAAAGUUAUACAAUCAUCAAAUUCAUCACUAUCAAAGAAUACAACAAAUAUAAAAUUAAAUAGAUUAUAUGAUCCAGAAAAUGAAUUAUCAUCAAUAGAUUUAGAAUUUGUUAAACCAAAAAAUUUCGAAAAACACAACAGUUCAGAAGAAAUUGAAAAUUUAAUAAUUACAACAAAAUCAUAUCAAACUGAAUCAGCUAUAAAACCAUUCUUAAAUAAAAUCACAUCAAACUCUAAGAUAUUGAUUCUACAAAAUGGAAUGGGGAUGAAACAAAAUUUAAUAAAUAGGUAUUGGAAAAAUGAAUCAUCAUUACCUAGUAUUUUCGAAGGUAUAACUACUCAUGGAGUUUUCAUUGAUGAUAAACAAAUUAUAAAUCAUGCAUCAAGAGGGAAAUUAUUGAUCAGUAAUAGCUCAAAUAUUGAAGAAGGUAAUUUACCACCAUUAAUUCAAUCAAUUAUAGAAACCUCAAAUUUAAAUACGAGUUAUUUAAAUUAUAAUCAAUUUUUAUUAUAUCAAAUUGAAAAAUUAAUUAUAAAUUGUUGUAUAAAUCCAAUAACUGCAUUAUAUAAUGUAAGAAAUGGAGAUCUUUUAUAUUCAAAUGAAAUAUUAAAUAUUUGGAAAUCAAUAAUUAAAGAAAGUAUAGAUAUAUUAAAAUUAGAAUAUUCAACACAAUUGGAAAACAUUUUCGAAUCAUCAUCAUUUUUAAAUGAAGAUCGGUUAUUGGAAGUUGUUAUAGAUUGUUGUAAAUUAACAUCACAAAAUAGUUCAUCAAUGAGACAAGAUAUUAGAAAUUUAAAAACUACUGAAAUUAAUAAUUUGAAUGGAUAUAUUACUUUUUUGGGGAGGAAAUUUAAUAGAACUACUAUUGUUAAUUCAAUGAUUGUUAAUUUAAUUAAUUUAAAAUUUGAUUUGAAUAAAAAUUUGGAUUUAGAAGCAAGUAAAAAUUUAUUGAGUACCUAUAGUUAA
This is a messenger RNA of Lodderomyces jiufengensis, 1110 nucleotides long. Its product is annotated as 2-dehydropantoate 2-reductase. Gene Ontology annotation, cellular component: cytoplasm; mitochondrion. The transcript has a single exon. Gene Ontology annotation, molecular function: 2-dehydropantoate 2-reductase activity; NADP binding. NCBI's taxonomy places the organism in Eukaryota, Fungi, Ascomycota, Pichiomycetes, Serinales, Debaryomycetaceae. The record is from RefSeq and is a predicted model, not a curated record. Gene Ontology annotation, biological process: pantothenate biosynthetic process. Bases 1 to 1110 code for a protein of 369 amino acids.